Molecule: messenger RNA, 7087 nt
Organism: Pleuronectes platessa (European plaice)
Lineage: Eukaryota; Metazoa; Chordata; Actinopteri; Pleuronectiformes; Pleuronectidae
Gene: pnpla7a
Product: patatin-like phospholipase domain containing 7a
Exons: 36
Coding region: 125-4117 (1330 amino acids)
Biological process (GO): lipid metabolic process
Cellular component (GO): endoplasmic reticulum
Molecular function (GO): phosphatidylcholine lysophospholipase A1 activity
Source: RefSeq, a predicted model, not a curated record
CGGGGGACCGUGGGCGGGGCUUAGCGAGUGGCAGAAACACAGAAAACUUUGUUAGCUUCUUCGCUAACAUCGCAACGUCGUCUGCUGAGACAUGACAGGAGCGUGAAGCGGCGCGACACGAGCCAUGGAGAGGAUGGACAUUUGCCAAGGUGACGAUGAUGGAGACAUGUGCAGAUGGGCCACUUCAGUGCUGCUGAACAGCAAACAUGAAAUCAGCGCUCGAGUGCAGCAGUUUGUGGAGGAGAGGAUGCAGACCACCAUGCUCACUGGUGUGCUGAUAGGAGCUGCAGUCGCCGUCUCACUGAUUGGCAUCGUGGUCCUCUUCCUUUACAGGAGAUAUAAGCUUGGCCGUAAACAACAGCCAGGUGUUCGUCAGUAUCGCUUCAGGAAUCGAGAUAAAGUGCUCUUCUAUGGAAGGAAGAUCAUACGAAAGGUCCAGACGUUGUCGUUGAUUCCUCCCCCCACCUCCACCUCAGUAUCAAAGCAGCCGCAGCGCAUUCGCAAACGAACCAAAGUCCUAAGCAUAGCUCGCAAAAUCCUUCGGAUCCGUAAAGACCCUCCCACCCUGCAGCCCAAGGAACCCCCUCCCUCACUGUUGGAGGCUGAUCUAACAGAGUUUGAUGUGCAGAGCUCAAACCUACCCUCUGAGGUCCUCUACAUGCUGAAGAAUGUCAGGGUCUUGGGGCAUUUUGAGAAGCCCCUGUUCCUGGAGCUGUGUCGCCACAUGGUGUUAAUCGAGCUGCAGGAAGGCGAAGGUCUGUUCAGGCCAGGAGACGAUGACGACAGCAUCUACGUGGUGCAGGAUGGACGACUCGAGCUCUGUAUCCAGGAGAACAAUGUUCCAGAGACAGUUGUGAAGGAUGUGCACCCCGGAGACAGUGUCCACAGCCUGCUCAGCAUCCUGGACAUCAUCACUGGUUAUCCAGCUCCAUAUAAGACUGUGUCAGCCCGAGCUGCAACGCGCUCCACCAUAUUACGUUUACCUGCAUCUGCCUUUGAGUCAGUUUUUCAGAAAUACCCAGAGACGCUUGUGCGCGUCAUUCAGAUAAUCAUGGUGCGCCUCCAGAGAGUCACCUUCUUGGCGUUGCACAACUAUCUGGGCCUGACAACUGAGCUCUUCAAUCCGGACAGCCAGGCAGUGCCCUUAUCCAACAUAAACAGUGUUAUGGCUGAGGCAAAUUCUGGGAAGACGACUCGUCGGCUUCACUUUCAAGACGAGCUACCUGCUGGGACUGUGGAAGGCCCUGCAGAGUCAGAUGGUGUGAAAGAUAGCCCAUUAAACAGCCACAGGAGGCAGCGGUCCCUCACCAUGCCCCCCGACUGCACAGGCAAUGACCUGAACAUGGCUUGUGAACGAGCUCGAGUCUCGAUAGAUGAGCCUCCGUCCAGUCCUGUUACUCAGAAGUCCAGUCUGAAGAAGAGGGUGACGAUGCUGCCCACGCCCUCAGAAGUGUUUCACUACACAGACAGUGGGGGGCAGUCUGAUGCCAUCCACCUCAGUAAGAGCAGCACAAUCCUCCAGGCCGCUAAGAGAGACCUGCUGGGAAUCAUCCAGCUGCAGGAUCCGACUCUGCUCGAUGGUAGAGUCACGCUUCAACACGUCAAAGCAGGUUCUGUGGUUGCUCGUCAGGGAGACCAGGAGGUGAGCAUCCAGUUUGUGAUUUCUGGACUUCUCCACGUUUACCAGCGCAUGAUUGACCGUGAAGAAGAGACAUGUCUGUUUGUGACGCACCCUGGGGAGCUUGUUGGCCAACUAGCUGUCCUGACAGGAGAGCCCCUCAUAUUCACUGUCAAAACUCAGCGAGACUGCAGCUUCCUCUCCAUUUCCAAAACCCACUUCUAUGAGAUAAUGCGUGUGGAGCCAAAAGUUGUGCUGAAUGUUGCUCACACAGUGGUGAAGAGGAUGUCUUCUUUUGUCAGACAAAUAGAUUUCGCUCUCGACUGGAUGGCCGUGGAGGCUGGCAGGGCUGUCUACAGGCAGGGAGAGAAAUCCGACAGUACGUUCAUAGUACUGAGUGGCCGACUUCGCUCCGUAAUCAUGAAGGAGGACGGCAAGAAGGAGCUGAUAGGAGAGUAUGGACGCGGUGACCUUAUUGGAGAGGUUGAAGCCCUGACCAAUAAGAACAGAGCCACCACCGUGCACGCUGUACGAGACUCUGAGCUGACCAAGCUACCGGAGGGAGCUCUCAGCUUCAUCAAGAGGAAGUUCCAACAGGUUGUCACCAGGUUGAUCCACCUACUGGGACAGAAGAUCCUCCAGCAGGUCAACGGUCCUCUAACAACUCGCAGUUUGGCGGUCCACACUCCCGGCAGUAAAUGGGACGCAGGGAACCAAGCAUCCAACCUCUCAACUGUGACCGUCCUGCCUGUUUCAGAGGAGGUCCCUCUGACUGCCUUCACCCUGGAGCUGCAGCAUGCGCUCAUCGCAAUAGGCCCCACUCUUCUGCUGACGAGUGAAGUCAUCAAACAGCAACUUGGAGCUGCAGCACUUGACAGCGUCCAUGAGUACCGUCUGUCCAGCUGGCUGGGCCAACAGGAAGACCUCCAUCGUAUAGUUCUUUACCAGACUGACUACACACUGACGCCAUGGACACAGCGGUGCAUCCGUCAGGCCGACUGCAUCAUCAUUGUGGGAAUCGGGGAGCAGGACCCUGCUGUCGGGGAGCUGGAGCGCAUGUUAGAGGGAAGUGCGGUACGUGCUCAGAAGCAGCUGGUGCUGUUGCACAGAGAAGACGGCCCCCAGCCCAAAGGAACUGUGGACUGGCUGAACAUGCGUAGCUGGAUCUCCAGACACCUCCACCUCUCCUGUCCCCGAAGGGUCUUCUCUAAGAGGAAGCUGCCCAAACUGUUGGAGCUGUAUCAGCGUGUGUUUGAGAAGCCAGCUGACCGCCACUCUGACUUCUCCCGCCUGGCUCGCGUCCUCACGGGCAAUGCAAUCGCCCUUAUUCUAGGAGGAGGAGGAGCAAGGGGCUGUGCCCAGGUGGGGAUCUUGCGAGCUCUCAGCGAGGCCGGCAUCCCGGUAGACCUCAUUGGCGGCACUUCCAUCGGGUCCCUCAUGGGGGCACUAUAUGCUGAGGACCGCAGCCACAGCCGCAUGAGGAUGAGGGCCAGAGAAUGGGCAAUGGAAAUGACAUCAGUGUAUAAGAAGGUUCUGGAUUUAACAUACCCGGUCACAUCCAUGUUUUCCGGAGCUGCCUUCAACACCAGCAUCAGCAACGUCUUCAAGAGUAAACAGAUCGAGGACCUUUGGAUCCCAUAUUUCAACAUCACCACUGACAUCACUGCCUCGGCCAUGAGGGUCCACACUGAUGGCUCUCUGUGGCGAUACAUCCGCUCCAGCAUGUCUCUUUCUGGGUAUCUCCCUCCUCUCUGUGACCCCAAAGAUGGACACUUGCUGAUGGACGGAGGAUACAUCAACAACCUGCCUGCUGAUGUGGCGCGCUCCAUGGGGGCCAAAGUGGUGAUUGCUAUUGACGUGGGCAGCAGGGAUGAAACCAACCUCACUAAUUAUGGCGACUCACUCUCAGGCUGGUGGCUGCUAUGGAAACGCCUCAACCCCCUAGCUGAGAAAGUAAAGGUGUUGAACAUGGCAGAGAUUCAGACGCGGCUGGCUUACGUGUGUUGCGUGAGGCAGCUGGAGUCGGUGAAGAACAGCGACUACUGCGAGUACAUCAGGCCGCCAAUCGACAGAUACCGCACUCUGGAGUUUGGAAAGUUUGAUGAGAUUGCCGAGGUGGGAUACCAGCACGGCAAGACUGUGUUUGAUGUUUGGAUUCGCAGCGGAGUGGUGGAGAAGAUGUUGAAAGACAGACACCAGGAAGACUUCCACAACACCCAAAGCAAGAACAGUGUGUUGACGUGUCCCAACGCUUCCUUCACCGACCUGGCAGAAAUCGUGUCUCGCAUCGAGCCAGUUAAACCUGCUGUGGUGGAUGAUAAACAGGAGUCAGACUACCACACCGACUACGAAGAGGAGGCGAUGGAGAGCGCUCCGUCCGACAUGGAGCUGUACAGUCGAUACGGCGAGCCCACUGAAUGGGAGGAGACUGGUGACACGGAUGAGGAUCUGGAUUUGAGCCGCAAACGUCGCAUAACCAAACUCACUGCCAGCGAGUAGAAGUUAGGGGCCCGGACACUCCACUGGAUGUGCCGUCAAACCAGGAAGUCCUUUCCAAACAGUCCAUGAAGUGAAGACAGCACUAACAACCUCUGAAGGAGCAGGUCAUCACGAUUUAACCUGCCUCUCGUCGCCUUACAUUCCCCUCCACUUUAUCCCGAGUCAAACAAAACCUCCUCCUUCCUCCCCUGAGACUAUCAGAGUGACCGUGAUUACCAGUGUGCCCUCUGUAACGCGGCCUCGUUAGCCGUGUGGCUCACAAGCUCAAUGCACAGCCCUUGAAAAACUUCCCACGAGCGGUUUACUCACAUUCACAUCUUAGUCUAAACAGGAGCAGCCGAAAGCUUCAUCAUUUCUCUUGUUGAGAGUCUAGAUUACUUCCUGUAGCUUAACAUGCAUUAAACAAGUCCGGUGGAAGAUGAAAAGAAGAUAGAAAACACCCCUGAAAUAUUGAUCACAGGAAAACUAUGAAUCUUUGUUGAUUAUAUUCGGAAAACAGAAGUUACAGAGUCAGUUCACUAAAAUAGAAGAAAAGUUGUUUAGUCAUCUAGACAUUUAGAUCCCUUUUACAUCAUCAUCAAUGAGAUUAAACUCACAUAGGAUUCAAAUACUGGAAUUAUUCCUCCUCAUCCGUGGUGACUGCAUAUUGAUACCUUUAGUGAUUUGGGAGUUUAAAUGGAGCCUGAACCAAAAAGUGCAUGAUUAGUGAGCCCCGGUGAACUGUGUCUUGUAAUCGAAGCUGUCUUUGCAGAGUGUGUGGUGAUCGAGGGUCCUUUCAUUCACCGAGUGUGCCACAGAUUCCCUCAAAUAUGCAUGAAAUGUGGGAUUUUACCAGGAGACGAGGGACGCACUGCACACUCUUUAUUCUGACAGAACACGUACCUCCACCAAGGCUCAACAAUCCCACAUUUAAAUUCUUUAAAUCCAUAUUUUUAUUUCUUAAAAGAAAAGUCCUGGAUUCUACCCUUGAUCUGAAUCCACGCCACGUUGUAUUGGGUUCUCUCUCCUGACCCAAACCACAUCCUCUCACCAAGCUCCGUGGUAACCAUCCAGUUCAAAUGAAGCUUUAAAAGUCUGAUUUGAUUUCUUUCAAGGAUAUGGAAAGAGUUGAAAAAGUGCAAAUCUAAAUCCUUUCAUUUCCUUGUUUUUGCCUUUCUGUCCUUUAAUGUUUUGUAGACACAGUUCAAGUUUUGAUCAACUUUCACUUUUCAAUCAACAUGAAUUAAAAAUAUGCACAGCGGCUAUAUUUGCGUCAGCGGAACAGUUCUUCACUUCUUCACAGGAACAUCCUGUCAUGUUAUUUGUCCAAAACGUCUCUCAGCUGCUUCUCACUGAUUUGGAUCUAAUUCACUUUUGUUAAAACGGUGAAUAAUUCACUGUUUCAUAUUUAAAGCAAGAAUGUAUACAACCUCAGCCGUACACACAUUUAUGCACUAGUCACCACAGUUGGACAAUCAUUCCAAAAACGCAAUGCAAUGCACAAUUAAACUAACCGUUCUAUAUCCUUGAUUUAACACAAAUCUCUUUCAUUCUAUAGCAUUUUAUAUAAACAAUUAUAAUAAUGAAAGAUCUAUGUGAUGGCAAUUCAUUUAACAGAUUAAUCUUUAGGUCUAUAACAUGUAAAAAAAUAAAUAUAUAUAAAUUAAGGUCACAAUAAAGUUCAGAUCACACUGAUGCUCAGUUUCAUAUAUGUCUUUGAAUCUGGAAUCAUCAAAUAAAAAACCACCUAUACAAUGGAUAAUGUGAUUUUCAAAAUAGUUGGAUUAGUUUCCUCAUUUUAAACAGAGAUCCUGUUAUAUUGCCUUUGAGAAGACCCGUCCUUGGGGCAUGGUCCCACUCAUGAAUGUCGCACUGGAGAAACUUCACCGCCCACACGUUCAGGUCCAAUCUUUGCGACCAAGGACGUGAAUAAAACAUUUGCUGCCCGUGGCAAAGCCGAAUCCACAGCAUGGCUCUGUGGGGGUUUCCACUUCGAACUUUGACCGGCAGCAUUCUCCUCAUCCAGGGAGGUGUGAUCGUUCCCCUCUGCAGCUUCUGCUCGUUUACACUGAACCAAAAGAGCCAAGACAUAGACUGAAUUCAACUUCCUCCUUUUACACAGACAUGGAUCUUACUCUGACUACCUCCACUGCCGACACGCAGGCAGAAAAAGCCCCCUGACUCAUGUGUCUUUACCUUUUAUACUUAAUGCCCCCCCCCCCUAAACAGGCUGUAAAAGAGGCCUCGGGUAUAGUUUACAAGUCGGACAACAAAAAGCUAAAUAUUCUAACGCAAGACUGAGCAAAACAUUUUGCAGUAAAACGAUAAUCUUGUUACUUAUCAGCCGACGAGUACUGUGUGUCACAGUAAACCGUGCAACAAGCUAAUAUCAGCCGGACCAAUUUACUGGUCCCACUUAUCGGUUUAUCAAUGCAACGUUUCUUCUUCUUUUCCCACUCGAUACUGAACGAAGCUGCGAUCUUUGUGAAUACGGCUUCUGCCUCUUGGACAGUCGCAGAACGCCUGUGAUAAACACUGUGGGGCUUCAACAAGGUGUUGUCUCAACACAGCCUGGACACAGAAAGUGUGAGGACAAUAUUUAGCUGGUUUUACGAAUAGGGCGAUGGUGUUGUGUGUUUUUUUUUUUCUUUCUUCCAGCUUUGGGUGGUUUCCAAAAAACCGAGCACAAUGAAUUUAUCGUCCGGCUGUUUCAAGUUCCUCUACUUUAUUAAAUGGGACGUGGUAAUGGAGGAAGUGAUGUAAUGUGUGGAACUGUGCCAAGGAGUUAAUGCAACACAGCCUUAAAUGACCCAUAUGGAAAACAACCACUCGUGCCCUCAUCUGGCAUUGAUUUAUUUUUGCAUUAGUAAUAUUCAAUCGUAAAUUAACUGUUCCUGUGAGCCUGUACUGUAUGACGUUGUCUUUAUUUAUGUUAUUUGAUAAAUAUUGCUAUUGAUAAGCAUUGUUACUAAUAAACCGUUUAUUGUUGUA